Fusarium oxysporum Fo47 is the source of this 1539-nucleotide messenger RNA. RefSeq lists its product as uncharacterized. NCBI's taxonomy places the organism in Eukaryota, Fungi, Ascomycota, Sordariomycetes, Hypocreales, Nectriaceae. Bases 76 to 1539 code for a protein of 487 amino acids. The record is from RefSeq and is a predicted model, not a curated record. The transcript has 8 exons.
UUUCAAUUUCAGUUGCUUGCGAACAUUAUUCUGCAGUUCUCAGUGGUAUAAACAUCCUGGUUCAAGACCGUGAGCAUGGUCAAAUUAGCGCUUCUUAGCUGGCUAGCGGUCGCUGCCCCUGUAUUCUCCGCACCAGCCGAUGUUCUCAGCCCUCUGGAUACGCGAGCUUGCACUACCCCAGCAAAUACCCUCAAAAACCCGGGUUUUGAGUCCAGCGCUCUCACACCAUGGGUCUUCCAACCCACAUACGUCAAACUCGGCAGCGCAACAGUCGUGAAAUCUGGCUAUAAAAGCGACCGCGCGAUCCAAGCCGCGGGAACCUCCGGACAUAACGAUCCAACCAGCUACAACAAACUCUUCCAGACUUUCAAGAUCUGCAAAGCAUCGCGCUUCCAGCUCUCAUGGUCCAUGCUCCUCCCCAAAGAUAGCGUUAAGUAUACAGCGCCUGGAAAACCAGGCUUGUAUGUCGAGGCCAAAGGUCCAGAUGGUUUGUGGUAUCAAAUGGGCUCUUUCAGCUUCGACACCAAGACUUUCAGUAGCACCAUCUUUACUCCGAGUUUCAAGGGUACGCAUAAGGUUGACCAGUGGGCAAACUUUGUGGCGGACUUUCCGAAUUCGCAGACUGGCACUUGGACGAUUUCUAUGGAGUGUCUCUUCAACUCUGAACCACCGCGCAACUGUGAUGAUAAUCCUGCGGGUGCUGUCGUCAUCUUGUCCAUGGGUUCCGCUCUCUCGUUACUCCCCGGUCUACCUGCCCCCAGCUCCAUGGCAUCCGUCCGACUGGACCAUCCUCAAGCUCGCCCGAUCGUCAAAAGACUCUUGAAGAAUGCUCGUAGUGAUGGGAAUGAGCCUGCAACGAUGCCUACUCCGCAUUCGACGACUGUCCAAAGAAUGAUGUUUCCGACUUGGUCUUGGUUGAAUCUGGUUGGUUGUGGAGUCGGUCGAUUUGCGAUUGUUACUGGUAGUGGCUCAGGCAUUGGCCACGCACUCGUUCAUCUAUUCCUCAACGCAGGAUGUUGGGUCGCUGUAGCAAACCAACACACAGAGGUUCAGGGUAACCUUUUAUUUGUGGCCAGUAUGGGAGGUUACAUGCAUUCUAUGCAAACGCCUUUGUAUUUUGCAAACAAAGCUGCUCUUGUCAGUAUGGUCAAGCCUCUCAGUGGCUUGAAGCGGGCUCUCGGUGUCCGCAACGGAGCCAUUUGCCCUGGCCCAGCUCAUACACCAAUCUUUGAGCAAGAAUACUGCCGCGACAGACUCCAACGCGGCGACGUUGCUUUGGAGCUAGAACAUGUUGCUGAGCUGACCCUCAAGGUGUUCCAAGAACCUCAGUACGGUGACGGAAAUAUUGUGGAAAUUGUGAUGAUUGGUUCCAAGGAAGAGCAGUCUGUCCAUGUCCGCGAAGUCGGUUUGAAGGCUUGUAUCCCCACUGUCGGGCCUUUGGAUGUGGGAACACGGGCUAUGGCGGAAGAAAUUGAAGUUCUUCGAGAAGGUGAAGGAGAAGGGCAUGCGUUCUUCAUCUCAGAUAUAAAAUACCUCUGA